This is a messenger RNA of Solanum lycopersicum (tomato), 3357 nucleotides long. Its product is annotated as pentatricopeptide repeat-containing protein. The record is from RefSeq and is a predicted model, not a curated record. Gene Ontology annotation, molecular function: protein binding. NCBI's taxonomy places the organism in Eukaryota, Viridiplantae, Streptophyta, Magnoliopsida, Solanales, Solanaceae.
GUUGAUUUCUUUAAUAUACUAAUUUUGCCAAAUGAUACUUAAUUUCAGACACUUGACAUUGUUGCAUUUUUCAGUUCAGUUUAUAUCUUUCACAGGCCACCCGUGAACUCUCUGCAUAUUUCCCAUGAUCGAAGUUCACUAAUGAACUCUAUCAGUUGCCAGCAACUGGAGCACAAACUCUCACCUUUUGGGCGCAAAUUGAUCUCCUCCGUUGCCUUUGCUGGUAGCACAUCUAGUUUCCCUGAGCAGCCCCCUAUUCAGUUUCUCACCAAAUCGAGAAAUAUUAUUCACUCAAAACCCGAAAUAUCCCAUGCCCAUCUCAUUAAGACUCAGAAUCUUGAAGGCAAUACACAUGCUGCAAAUUCUGUGCUUCAUAACUAUGGUGAAUAUUCAAGAAUGGACAAUGCAGCCAAGGUGCUUGAAGAAAUGCCUAAACAAAAUUCUGUUUCAUGGAAUUUGAUGAUUUCUAAUUCAAAUAAAGCAUUACUGUACCAAGAUUCUUGGAGGCUAUUUUGUAGGAUGCACAUGUUGGGGUUUGACAUGAAUAUGUAUACUUAUGGUAGUAUUCUUUCUGCCUGUGGUGCUUUAACAUCUACAUUGUGGGGUGAGCAGGUUUAUGGGCUUGUGAUGAAAAAUGGGUUUUUUUCGGAUGGAUAUGUAAGAUGUGGGAUGAUAGAAUUGUUUUCUAGAAGCUGUAGGUUUAGUGAUGCUUUAAGGGUGUUUUAUGAUUAUCUGUGUGAUAAUGUGGUUUGCUGGAAUGCUAUCAUAUCGGGAGCGGUGAAAAAUAGGGAGUAUUGGGUUGCUUUGGAUAUUUUUAGACUAAUGUGGGGUGAGUUCUUAAAGCCUAAUGAAUUUACUAUUCCAAGUGUACUGAAUGCUUGUGUUUCAUUGUUGGAACUUCAAUUUGGCAAAAUGGUUCAUGGAGCGGCUAUAAAAUGUGGUCUGGAAAGUGAUGUUUUUGUGGGGACUUCUAUUGUUGAUUUGUAUGCAAAAUGUGGGUUUAUGGAUGAAGCAUUUAGGGAACUCAUGCAGAUGCCAGUCAGCAAUGUUGUUUCUUGGACUGCAAUGCUAAAUGGUUUUGUGCAGAAUGACGAUCCUAUUUCUGCAGUUCAAAUUUUUGGAGAAAUGAGGAAUAAAGGGAUAGAGAUAAACAACUACACUGUCACCUGUGUGCUUGCUGCCUGUGCUAAUCCUACUAUGGCAAAAGAAGCAAUCCAAAUCCAUUCUUGGAUCUAUAAGACUGGAUAUUAUCAGGAUUCAGUUGUGCAAACGUCUUUUAUCAAUAUGUACUCGAAGAUAGGAGAUGUUGCCUUAUCUGAACUAGUCUUUGCAGAGGCUGAAAAUCUGGAGCACUUAAGUUUGUGGUCUAAUAUGAUAUCUGUUCUUGCCCAGAAUAGUGAUUCUGACAAGUCAAUUCAUCUAUUUCGGAGAAUAUUCCAAGAGGACUUGAAACCUGAUAAGUUCUGUUGUUCUAGUAUCUUGGGAGUUGUAGACUGUCUAGACUUGGGUAGACAGAUACAUAGCUAUAUCCUUAAAUUAGGGUUAAUCUCUAAUCUUAAUGUGAGCAGCUCUCUGUUCACGAUGUACUCAAAAUGUGGUAGUAUAGAGGAAUCAUAUAUUAUAUUUGAGCUGAUUGAGGAUAAGGAUAAUGUCUCAUGGGCCUCAAUGAUUGCUGGUUUUGUAGAACAUGGUUUUUCAGAUAGAGCCGUUGAACUUUUCAGAGAGAUGCCCGUGGAGGAAAUCGUUCCUGACGAAAUGACAUUAACUGCUGUCCUUAAUGCAUGUAGUUCUCUUCAGACCUUGAAGUCUGGGAAAGAAAUUCAUGGCUUCAUUCUUCGGCGUGGUGUUGGUGAGCUUCACAUUGUCAAUGGUGCCAUUGUGAAUAUGUAUACCAAGUGUGGUGAUCUAGUUUCGGCAAGAAGUUUCUUUGAUAUGAUACCCCUUAAAGAUAAGUUUUCAUGUUCUUCCAUGAUAACUGGAUAUGCUCAAAGGGGUCAUGUGGAAGACACACUUCAGCUGUUCAAGCAAAUGCUGAUAACUGAUUUAGAUAGUAGUUCCUUUACAAUUUCUUCUGUUCUUGGGGUUAUUGCUCUUUCUAACAGAUCUCGCAUUGGUAUCCAAGUGCAUGCACAUUGUAUAAAAAUGGGAUCACAAUCAGAAGCAUCAACGGGAAGUUCAGUAGUUACGAUGUAUUCAAAAUGUGGAAGUAUUGAUGAUUGCUGCAAAGCAUUCAAAGAAAUUUUGACACCUGAUUUGGUUAGCUGGACUGCUAUGAUUGUAAGCUAUGCUCAAAAUGGAAAAGGGGGUGAUGCGUUGCAAGUAUACGAGUCAAUGAGGAAUUCAGGAAUCCAGCCUGAUUCAGUAACUUUUGUUGGUGUUCUUUCUGCUUGUAGCCAUGCUGGUCUGGUUGAAGAAGGGUAUUUUUUUCUAAAUUCAAUGAUGAAAGACUACGGAAUUGAACCUGGUUAUCGCCAUUAUGCCUGUAUGGUAGAUCUUCUCAGUCGCUCUGGUAGAUUAACUGAGGCUGAGAGAUUCAUUUGUGAUAUGCCUAUAAAACCUGAUGCAUUGAUCUGGGGAACAUUACUUGCUGCUUGUAAAUUGCACGAUGAAGUUGAGCUAGGAAAGCUGGUAGCAAAAAAGAUCAUAGAGUUGGAACCGAGUGAAGUUGGUGCAUAUGUCUCAUUGUCAAAUAUCUGGGCUAGUUUGGGCCAAUGGGAUGAAGUAUUGAAAAUAAGAGGUUCAUUGCGAGGAACUGGGAUAUCAAAGGAGCCUGGAUGGAGUUCUUUGUGAAAUGCAUUUUCAGUACAAUAAAUCCUUGCACCUGCUCUUUACUUGUUGGUGUAUGAAUGUUCUUCAAGGCAGGGAACAUUCAAAGGAGCUGGGAGAGAUCAAGGUACUGAUGCGAUCUGAACUAGACAAUUUACUUUGCUGAAUUCAGACGUCACUAAUUAUUCUCUCUUGCGGAUGGUUUCAACCACGAAGAAUAUAUAACAAAUGUUUUAUAAAGAUAAUGUAGUCAUUUUCGUGUAUAAACACAGUCAAACACACUAAAAUACCAUCAGGGAAUGGCCUUGGCAAGUGCCGGUGUGUCUCAACAACGUGGAUGUACGCCUCUUGCAGUUCCAUCAACAAUCAACCAAGCACAUCUGCAGUGAUUUCCUAGUUUAACUUUAGUAUAGGGUUCUUCUGUCAUCCCAUGAACUGGUUCUGCUGGUAAGUAUUUCUCAAGAACAUGAGAUAUAUACUUCAUCAAAUAAAAGAAAAAUAAUACAUUUCUCUAAAGGGAUUGAGGAGAAAAUUUGGAUAAUUUCAUUUUCUUGUUUCCAGUAGGUAUUUAUUGAAAUCAUUGAAUGGUGA